This is a messenger RNA of Danaus plexippus (monarch butterfly), 2367 nucleotides long. RefSeq lists its product as uncharacterized. Lineage: Eukaryota; Metazoa; Arthropoda; Insecta; Lepidoptera; Nymphalidae. The transcript has 4 exons. The record is from RefSeq and is a predicted model, not a curated record. The coding region runs from base 1 to 1407 and encodes 468 amino acids.
AUGUCCGGAAAGUCCCCGAACGAUAUUUAUUUGGGGACGCAGGGCGACAGUGAGGAGGAGAAUCUUGAAGCUACUGAUGUUUCUACAAGAUGUUUUAAACUACACCUGGAUGAACAUAUAAAGGCUUAUAUUGAGAAGAAGGCGAUACUUGACAGACCAGUAGAAGUUUUAAAAUGUAAUAAUAAUUUGCUAGAAAGUGUUAUUUUGAACUAUAUAAUAGUGAAGAAAAUACUUGGGAAUCUAUCAUGGCAGGACAAAUUAUUGUGUGCCCAAGUCUGCAGCACAUGGUGUUCCGCUUUACAGACAUUGAAAAAGGAACAACUGGGACCUGAAGACUUUACAAUAGACUUCUGUUCUCGCUCGCUAACAUGUGGAAUGAUAUAUAAGAAAUCUGGCAACUUCUAUAAUGAACCGUUAGUUGUCAUGACAUUUGCUAAUCCCGCCGGCUUUGGAAUGACGUGCAAAUGUACGACUAUGGAGCCAAGUCCAUGUAAUCCGCCCUGCACCAAGGAACACUCUUUGUUAGACAUUGUUUACAAAUACAGUACCGCACCAAAGGACUGCAUGACAAUUGUCAGAUCUGAUUAUUUAACGUACAUGCCACUGGCUAGCUCUGUUACAUACCAGGAUGUAAUAACUCAAGUGAGAUCACACCCGUUUGUAGGCGGCCUUUAUAUACCGGCCAUACCAAAUGUGAAAUUUCAUACAAUAAAUAUGAAAUCCUAUAAAGAAAACAUCUGCAGUGUUGUCGACUCUAUAGCCAGUGAGAGAAUCAUUAAAGGAGUCCUUGUAUAUGUAACGGACAAGUACCUUUUACAUUCUGUUGAAGAUAUAGUGUUUUUGAACUAUUUUAAAGAGGCCCAACCAGAUGUUCCUUAUGCCCUGGGUGGAUGCAUUAUCGAAGACACUGUAUUUGAGCGGAAUGAUCUCAACAGUAUAGUGGACAGUAUCAACGAGAAUAAUGACUUCAUCAGUGACAACUUGAUCUCUAUUGGAAUAUUCACAGUUCCUAAAAGUGGUUGUAAUGAAUUUAACUUUGAUAUGUUCUCGUUAAUACUUGAAUCUUCUGAUUGGACGAAGGCUAAGAUACAACAGUCCAUUAAUGAGUUUUCAAAGAAAGUCCCACAGUUUGAGCACAGCGCUUGUAUCAAACUGUCAUGUGUGGGCAGGGAUCAGAAACACAAAUGGGAGCAGGAAUGUUUUAGAGCUGUUUUCCCAAACACGACGAUAAUAGGCUGUUACGGUAACGGGGAAUUAGGGAUCAAUCAUCCUGAGAAACCGCCUCCGGACGUGCCAAGUGUGAAACGCCACCGUCGGGAUCCCGGACCCCAGUUUGGAUUGAUGUAUUCAUAUUCAACGGUAUUUGUUUAUAUGGGCUGGGGUAAAAUUAUAUCACCUGUGACAUAGAUAGGUACAUGCUUAUAUAGGAAAUAAGUAUAUAGUGCUAUUAGGGAUAAUAAGUGUAUUUUUAAAUCAUAAAUAAGUGCUAAUUAGUGUUCUGUGUUGUCAUUAUUGUCAUCGCUUUGUAUUUAAAUAAAUUUGUUUUAAAUUUUGUAUGUUCCUCAAGCCGGACAAUUGUAGAAUAUCUUCUUACCAUAACAGAUGAUAGUUUAUAUGUUGCUGCUAGCGGUACAUGGAAUGUUUUUUUUUGUUUGAGAAAGUUAUAACUUAAAAGUUUCACACGUAAAACAAAAUAAAGCAAUAAUAAAGACUUUCAAUAAUUUUAAUGUGUAAGUAAAUAACAAUAUCAUGUAUAAAGUUAACCAAGAAACAAUUGAGGACACUUUUAUUUAAAGCAUUGUUAUUAUUUGUGUUGUGACUAGGUUAUGGUGUGGAACAUUUGUAUUUCAUGAUAUUAAAAUAUAUAUAAUGAUUUAAAAGUUCAAUAAAGAUCUCCCUGAAUUAAAAUGGUUGGGAUAUAUAUACUGCUUAUAUAAUAAUAAGUUGCGAGUAAAUUUUAAUUGUGCUUUUGCUGUAAAUUUAGAAACAUGUUCUCUAUUUGUUUAGCCAAAAAUCGCAUUAUCAUGUUACAUACGGAGCAUUAUUUCUAACGUAUUAACGUAUUUUAGUUAAUGGGAAACGUGAAACGCUUCGUGUGUAGUGUGACUGCAAAACAAUGGUAAGCAUACUGUACAAUAAACCAUUUUAUGUUCUCUAUAAUCGUUAAUGCUAUAAACAUAAGUACUAAUUUAAUAUUAUUGAAACAAUAAUUAAAUUUACAGUAGUGGGUGGACAGUUUAAAGCAUUAUAUCUAGACUAACCUAAUAUUUAAGGGACAUUGUCUUAGAUGUGGACUGUAAGCGAUCUGUUGACUCACAUGUAAGCGAGAUAUUGUUUGACAUCUCUUUAAUAAAUAAUACGUACGGU